Lodderomyces orthopsilosis Co 90-125 is the source of this 1083-nucleotide messenger RNA. RefSeq lists its product as uncharacterized. NCBI's taxonomy places the organism in Eukaryota, Fungi, Ascomycota, Pichiomycetes, Serinales, Debaryomycetaceae. Gene Ontology annotation, cellular component: mitochondrial inner membrane. The transcript has a single exon. The record is from RefSeq and is a predicted model, not a curated record. The coding region runs from base 1 to 1083 and encodes 360 amino acids.
AUGGGAGUUUACAUACCGCCCCCAAAUGACAAUAACAACGAACGAGACGAUUCAACAAGUAAAGCACAGAAGAAAAAUGGAACUAGCAACCCUGUCAAUCCACUCACGUCUUCUUCAGCCUCCGAUUCCACAACCAUAGUGAUACCCAAUCCCAAAUCUCUCAUACCGCACAACCCGAGUGUUGGAUUAAUAUGGGGCCCUUUCACCCCAUCAUCUGACAACCGGCCGGCAUUAUGCACCAUGAUCGGUUUGCAAUUCUUAUUAGGUGUUGGAUGUUUCAGAUUUGCUCGAAAUCAACUCAGGCAUCGACUUGUUCCAGUCCCGAAUGGUCCACCACAAUCAAUCAGAAGUGGAUCCAUAUUCAAGCUGGUGAUAUUUGCUGCAGUUGGAGCCACUGUGGUUUUUGGAAGUGGGUUGGAAAUUAGUCGAUUGAUCUUGCCUUAUGACCCUUGGUACGAAGAGGCACGACACUAUCGAAAAGUAGCAAUCAAGAACGGAGAUAAGCCUAGUUUAUGGUUUGGGGCUUACAAGUACUACCAGCCUAUGUCUUUGAGAAAAUGGACUGAACUAUUGCAUAGCUGGUUUGAAAAUGUCAGUCAAGAAUUAGAAGAGCCAGAAGGUUUUCAAAAUCUAUCAAUUGAACUUGGAGAGAAGAACAAUGUGUUGAGUGCCGGGAAAGCUAAUACCAAGUUUGGACUUCUAGAGAAAUUGAAUACCAGAGGUAAAUACAAUGAGAUCCAUGCGAAAUUGAAGGACAAUAAUGACAAACGAUUUGAGCAUAUGUUGAGUAAUGAAUUAAAAGAUGUUAACGAAUUGAACAAGGCUGAACGGCUAGAUUUGAUAUUAGAGGGCAAAAGUGACUUGGUCAACGAUAAUUUUUCCAAGCCAAGUAUAACUUUGGGGUCGCAUACUAUUGAAGAUGAUGACGAUUUUGAGAUGGUUUGGCUUAAUUUUGAACCUUGGGAUGAGCUAAAACUAGAAACCGAUUACGAUAUAAGGCUAAUUCCCAGGUAUGCAUUGCCAGAGGAAAAAGGUGAGGAAGAUGAAGCAGAGACUCAGUCUACAACCGAAGAAGUUGUGUAG